AAGCAAUAAAAGGUUGCGCUCUUUCAUUGCCGACCGAAAAAAAGUCCGUCUGUCAUUCUCUGGCAGGAUGGAGGGCGACUAUCACCAGCAGCCAAUGUCUAUAGCCACUCGUUUAAACACUAAAAGGAAUUCUAUGGAUAGCUCUGUAAGUCCUUCUAGGUUCGGUCCUUCUCUUCUCAAGCGACGAGCGACCGACAUUACACCUUUGCGUCCUUCAGCCAUCAGUAAAGCCGUCCUGAAGUCGAACCCAGUCCCGCAACCUCUAACGCCUGAUCGAUAUCGAUCUGAAAGCUUUCAACGUAUAAAACCAGCGCAACCUCUGAGAAGCACAAAGACAUCACAGAAGCUUGUUCUCUUCCCAAGUGCUGCAGAACCUCCGGUUGACGAUGACGAUGAUCAAAUACAUGACAACGGCCUUGGCCUGCGAUUACCCUUAGACUUUCACCUCUCCGGGUCUCGUACAAUAGCCGAGAGAAUGACAAAGGAUCAAAGAGACUUUGCAAACCUCCCACGGUUGUCAGCUUACUGCACUGCUGAGGGAAACAACUUGAAGGAACUGAGCGAAUUUCUACGCCAGCAGCAUCAUGUCUCCCCAAGGUUCUAUGACGAAUGUUUGUACGCCCGCUAUCACUUCCCGCUUAUGACUUUACGUCCUGGCGGCCGAAAAAAUGCUUCGAAUGUACGAGUAAGGAGCGCUCCAUGGCCUGGUAACUCCAGCCAUAAUAAUGAGCCUACAUCAUCUUAUGAUAAUCAUGUCUACGAUUAUGACGAAGACCAUUAUAGAGAAGAUGUCGACCAGCAAAGGUAUUCCCAUUACUCGUCACAGAGACAUGAACAUCAAGACACAGCGCGCUAUGAAGCCCAAACACUACCAGAUUAUAAAGAAACAGCAGAGCAAGCCAACUCUAGCUAUGAUUACCACGAUGAAGGAACAUCAACAAAGUAUGACUAUACCUCAUCUCCGACUGCGAACGAAGAGACACCCCACUAUGUAGGAAACAAAACUCCCGAAUUCACCAGUCUGUAUGGUAGUCUCACCGAAAUGGCAGGUCCGCCAGUCGAGCUCACUGAUAGCGAUACUGAAUUUAACGACGAAGAGCAUGCAGCCGAAGCAACGACUUCCAAUAACCUAGCUGACAAUGAACUUCCUACGACACCAAAAACUCCCGAUGCCAGUUCGAGGUUUGAAGGUGGAGAGCUUUUCGUUUUCGACUACGGCGUAGUCGUUCUCUGGAAUUUCAGUCGUGCACAAGAGUUAUUGCUGCUUGAAGAUCUUGCACCGUUUAGAAUUCGCCCACUCGAAGAUAGUGAGGAUGAUCUACAAGAAAUGCAGAUCGAAGAAAUGCACUUCCAAUAUGAUACUAACCAAGCAAAACCACGAAUUUUCAACGAUAUGAUCACUUUGAAGAGCGGAAAUCAUAUGAUCAAGCUUACUAUCAGUCAUGGUGUGAGCCAAAGUGCGGUACUGGCACGGUUUGAAGAUAUGAUGGACAACACUAUUGAGGUACAUACAUUUUUGAUAAGCAGUUAGUACAACAUGGGAAAAGAUAGCCAUUAUUUAACAGCGUUUGAUCACUAUGUAGGAUACCAAGCAUAUUCCAAAGAAGCUGGCCCAAACCGGUCGACUGGAUAUGAACCGAACUGAAAUCACACAGAUCAGUGGUCAUCUUUUCAAACUGAGAAUGCAUGUGAAUCUUGUCUCGAAUGUGCUUGGUA
This is a messenger RNA of Umbelopsis ramanniana AG, 1716 nucleotides long. RefSeq lists its product as uncharacterized. The transcript has a single exon. Lineage: Eukaryota; Fungi; Mucoromycota; Umbelopsidomycetes; Umbelopsidales; Umbelopsidaceae. The record is from RefSeq and is a predicted model, not a curated record. Bases 68 to 1531 code for a protein of 487 amino acids.